This is a messenger RNA of Sodiomyces alkalinus F11, 5088 nucleotides long. RefSeq lists its product as hypothetical. The coding region runs from base 1 to 5088 and encodes 1695 amino acids. Gene Ontology annotation, molecular function: ubiquitin-protein transferase activity; chromatin binding. The record is from RefSeq and is a predicted model, not a curated record. Gene Ontology annotation, biological process: histone catabolic process. NCBI's taxonomy places the organism in Eukaryota, Fungi, Ascomycota, Sordariomycetes, Glomerellales, Plectosphaerellaceae. The transcript is spliced from 5 exons. Gene Ontology annotation, cellular component: Lid2 complex.
AUGGCUCAGAAGACGGCCAGUGCAACCCCUUCGGGGGAGCAGUCGUCAAGCACGACUCCCUCCACCGCAGACCUUCCGGAUACUGCCGCACCAUCCCAACCAGGCAUCAUUUCUCGCGCAACGGCGUCCAUAUCGACGACGGGUGACCGAGCCAGUUUGAAUGAGUCUGAUCAGACACGGGCGCAGGCCGCGUCUCAACCGAUGUCCAAAUCCACCUCAACUGGGUCUGACCCCUCGGGAAAGGAUGCCGCUGCGGAGACGGCCUCACCAUAUGGCACCCGGUCGCGGUACCGUACCGGUUCGUCUCGUCCAAAUUACGCCGAAGACAAAGAUAUCGACGUAGACAUGUACGAUUUUAUUCCUGAGAAAAAGGAACUCGAGUCUAAAAAGUCGUCUCGCCACGCCAAGGAGUCUGCAACCUCGGCGCAGGAACACCCACGAUCGAAUGGGUCUUCGCGUAAGACCACUUCUGCUGACGACGUGAAGACUCAUGCUCUCGGCCACAGCUCGAAGGACGCGACGGUCGCGAAUGCUUCUGGUGCGUCCCAAAAUGCGGCCCAUUCCGGUAACGCAGCGCCAUCCAAAAAACGCAAGGCGGCUGCACAGGCAUCGUCGACAUCCGCUUCACAGUCACAGUCACAGUCACAGUCACAGACACCCGCGCCGCCAGCCGCGACAGGCGGAGGAAGCUCACGACGAUCUGCGCCGACGACAUCUCAAAAUUCCAGCGGCUAUACCUAUCCGGGCACGAAUAUGCUGAGUUUUUCCAAUCCUCGACUCCAGGGUGGUGCCUUGGUGGCUGAUGACGGCACUUCCCUCAAGCCAAACGACAAUGUAUAUCUGGUGUGUGAGCCUCCUGGUGAGCCUUACUACCUGGGCCGCAUCAUGGAAUUCCUGCAUGUUCAAAACGACCAGAGUAAACCGAUUGAUGCCAUUCGGAUCAAUUGGUUUUAUCGACCCAAAGACAUCGGCAAGAAAGUCAACGACACUCGGCUCGUUUUUGCAACCAUGCAUUCCGACAUUAGUCCGUUGACGUCGUUGCGCGGCAAAUGCCUAAUCAAGCACAAGGCCGAAAUUCCCAAGAUGAAUGAAUACCGGAGAACGCCGGACUGCUUCUGGUACGAGAAACUGUACGAUCGCUACAUCCAGAAAAACUACGACUUGAUCCCCACGUCGCAGAUCGUCAAUGUUCCCGAAAAAGUCAAAAAAGUGCUCGACGAGCGCUGGAAGUUCAUUAUUGUGGAGCAGGGUCGUGGCAAGGAAUUCACUAGCGCCGUGAAGUUGUGCAAGCGUUGUAGUGGGUACUGCGCCAGCAACGACUCGGUGGAUUGCGCUGUCUGCAAGAACACUUAUCACAUGAACUGUGUAAGGCCACCCUUGCUAAAGAAGCCUUCGCGAGGCUUCGCGUGGUCAUGCGCGGCGUGUAGCCGUGCGCAGGAGCGGAAGCUGGAGGCUCGACACACCCCUAACAUGGUGGAGCCCUCCGCCGACGCCGACGAGGAGGAGCUGUACGAUGAGGAGGAGGAGGACUUGCAGGGCGUCGACACGGCGCGGACCAGCCCGGCCAAUGCGGACGACGACGACGACUCUCAUCGGACCGGAACGGCCGAGCAGAUUUACCAAGCUAGCCUCUGGCCCUGGCGUUAUCUAGGCAUGCAUUGCAAGCCCGAGGACGCGUUGGAUUACGACGACCGGAUCUAUCCUCGUGCGAGCACUCGGGUAGGACCUCGCCAUCAGGCUACCGUGCUUCCCUGGCCGGGUCGGCCGGUGGAGUACAUGAAGCCGUUGGAGUACAAAAAGAGCGGGAAAAAGGACUCCAAGAUGUCGAAGGAAGCGCACGCCGCCUACGAGGCCGAAAAGGCCCGACGCGAAAAGCUACCGAAAUGGUUCCAGGACGAGCCACCUGGCUAUGUGGCCCGAGGCAAGGACUGCGACAGCGACGACCCUGACGCCACAGCAACUCUGCUUUGGAAACCGCCAUCGGGGGCGGACAAUGGCCAGGAGGAAGAGGUCAGGUUCGAUCAGUACAUGAGUAAAGCGAAGAAAAUGGCGUCCCAGCUCGGCUUGAGCCCUGUUUCGACUAACCUGCAGGACGUCGCGCUUGAGACGUACUUCCACUGUGGCUACUCGGCAGAUCGUGCACUGGAGGUUCUAUCCGAGACGGAAAAGGCCGCGUUCAAAGAGCCCGAGUUGACGCCGGCCGAGCAGAAGAAAUUCGAGGAGGCCGUCACAAAAUACGGAUCCGAGCUUCAGUUGGUCACCAGACAUGUCAAGACUGUGCCGUACGGGGCAAUCGCUCGGUACUACUACAUUUGGAAGAAGACCAAACAGGGCAGGCAUAUUUGGGGCAAUUUUCAGAACCGCAAGGGCAAAAAGGAGGCUAAGAAAGCUGAGGCAGCUGCGAAUAAGCUGCAAGACGACAUCGCCGAUGAUGGGGACGAUUCAGCCUUUGACGCGGAGAAAGCUGCCCAGAAGAAGAAGAGCUUCAUCUGCAAGUUCUGCGGUUCCAAAUCUUCCCGUCAAUGGAGGAGGGCGCCAAAUGCGUCGAACGCCCUGGUCACCGAGAAUGGCGGCAGGAGCAAUCAGAAAGAUAAGAACGACCAGUACAUCCAGGCCUUGUGUCGUCGUUGCGCCGAGCUCUGGCGACGUUAUGCCAUUCAAUGGGAAGAUUUGGAGGAGGUGGCCAAGAAACUGGCGCAGUCUGGCAACCGAGCCUGGAAGCGGAAGCAGGACGAGGAGCUUCUCAAGGAACUGGUCGCGGCAAAUGAGCUCCUUAUGGCCUACGGCACGCCCGAGCCGUCCAACCAGCCGACUCCACCUUCCACCUCGGACAACGGCGCAACCUCAGGAGAGCCACCCCGAAAGAAGCUCAAGGGUCUUCCCGCCGAGAAGGAACUGGACCUUGCCGCGUCAGACUCGGGCACUACUUCUGCCCCUCAGACUAAGAAGAAGGAGAAGGUCGUCGAAAAACCAGCCCCGCCGCCGGUGCCAGAAAUCCCGAAACCAAAGACCAUGCCCUGCGCCAUCUGCGACCAGCUAGAGCCACUGGGCGAUCAGCACCUGUCUUGCAAGGAGUGCAGGCUGACAGUCCACCGCAAAUGUUACGGAGUUGUUGACAACCGGGUCUCUGGGAAAUGGAGUUGCGAUAUGUGUAUGAACGAUAAGAACCCACAAGUCUCCAUUCAUUACAAAUGUGUAUUGUGUCCCGUGGAGUACACCGAACACGAUUUCGUCGAAGCUCCGAAAGUAUCUUCUCAUAAGAAGAAGUCAGAGAAGGAGAAGGAGCGCGAGCGGCUGGAGCGUGAACAGGCCCAUAAAGCGGCCGAAUACUACAGGAAGAAGCAAGAGGAACUAAACCGUCCGGUCAACCCCCGGGAGCCCCUCAAGCGCACGGCAGACAACAAUUGGGUACAUGUCACGUGCGCCGUGUGGACGCCGGAGGUCAAGUUUGGGACUGCGAAGGCACUCAGCCCUUCGGAAGGGAUCCCUUCGAUUCCCCGCGUGAGAUACGACGAAGUCUGCAAAGCCUGUGGUCACAAGGGUGGGGCGUGCGUGUCUUGUCACCAUUGUAAAGCUUCGGUGCAUGUUGAGUGCGCUCGACAGCACGGGUAUCUGCUAGGGUUUGACAUAACACCCAUCAAGGGAUCUCGACGAGAGCAACACAGCAUUGUCACCAUCAAGGGCGAAACCGGCGCCAUGUCCGCUGCCAUCUGGUGCAAAGAGCAUGUGCCUACGAAGACGAUCGUCCACCGGAUGCACGAUAUUGUGAGCGACGACGGACACAACGCCUUGCAGCUUUACGUCCGAAGUUGUAAGCAGGCCGACCUUACGUUGACAGGCACUGUCAGGAAGGCAAAUCUCAUCGCGAACGCCACUAAGAUGGCAAGUGCACCGAUCACGACCGGAGCUCGACGUGCAUCUACGACAAAUUUGGCGCCGGCGACCCAUGGUUCAUCAAAUGGAGGCCAUAGCGAGUCGACGACGACUCGGGACCUUUCUCGGGUCUGCAUAACCUGCGGCAUUGAUACAACGCCGAGAUGGUAUCGGAUAGAUGAGUCGGACGAACGCGACCUGGCGAACGGGCAUUACGGCACGGAGGCGCAGAAAUUCAUCGAACAAAGGAAGUUCCAGUGUCACAAGUGUCGCAAAGCAGGACGAAAACCCAAUCCACAUCCUCCUCCUAGAGAACCAUCGCCUCCUCCGAAGGAGCCACUUCCGGUACCGCCUCCGCUGCCACUUGCCCAAACGCCGCUCGCCGCCCCACUCUCGCUGAGGAGUCCGCCUCCCCUUGUUCCCUCUGAACCGAGGCGGCCGAGCACGUCAUACCCAUGGGGUGGGCCUGUUAUCCCUCCUCCUUCUCACGCCCCUCCCCCUCCCCAACACGCCUCCCCUCCAGGAGGGCCUCCCCCGGUGAUGGCGGCUGCGCCGCCUAUUCAGGUGCCGGGACCGCCUCCGACGCACAGUCACCAUCCCGCUCCUGGAACCGGCAUGCCGUACGGCGCUCCUCCAGGCCCUAGAUACCCCGAUUGGCACGGCCAGCCGCAUCCGCAACUUGGGUCACCUCCUGUGAGGCAGGUCAAUGGCGUGGGCCAAGCGGGAGGAGCCUUGGGUAACUUGUCAGCUCUGCGGCCACCGCCAUUAUCUAUGGCCCCUGUCCCUCCACUGCCGCCUGCUAUCCCCAAUGGACACCAUGGACCAGCAAUGCAGAACGGGCUCCCACCGUCACCGCAUCGAGUUGAUGGGCACCCACCUCCUAUGCCCCACCCUUCGCCUUUUGGCCACCCGUACCAUCACAAUCUUCCUCCGUCGCAUGGCAUGCCCAACGGUUGCUUGCCGAACGGAGGACCACUACCGCCACCGCCGCCAUCACGUGGUCCGGACUCAUUCCCACAGAACCUCCUGGCGCAGAGGACGUCAUUUGCGGCACCUCACGGUAGCCCCCCGGCGCCAGCUCCGAGAGACGGGCCGUUGGCAAGAGAAGCCCGCGAACCGAGCGGGCCUCUCAGCACACCCAAUAUUAGACCAAGCGUUCCUCCCAGACCAGCUGGGGCUAGCACAAGCCCUUCGCUCCGCAACUUAUUGUCUUGA